AUGAAUGUAACAGUUUUCCAGACUGAGGAUGAACUGAUAUAUUGCUACUCAGGCAUAAAUGGAUCCUGCACAAAAAGGUUUCAUUCAUCUGCUUUACAAAGUGCAUUAUGCAUUCUGUUUUCUGUUGGUACUAUUCUUACAAUAACUGGAAAUAUUAUGGUAAUUAUCUCAAUAUGUCUGUUCAAACAACUGCACUCCCCCACAAAUUUUUUAAUUCUGUCUUUAGCUAUUGCUGAUUUUCUGUUAGGGGCAACAGUACUGCCUUUCAGUGCAGUGAGAGCCAUUGACACCUGCUGGUAUUUCGGGGAGGCUUUCUGCACUUUUCAUACCAGCUUGGAUGGGGGCAUUUGUGUAACAUCAAUUUUUCAUGUUUGUCUUAUAGCUGUAGAUCGUUACUUUGCUAUUAUAUAUCCUCUAAUAUAUCCUAUAAGAUUUACUGUAUGCACUACUGUUUUUUUACUGAUAUUUGCCUGGACUGUUUCCAUGGGAUAUGUGUUUUUUUUGUUCUACUCAGGAGUUGCUAACGAAGGACUGGAGGAGCUUAUAAUGGCUAUUAGCUGCAAAGGUAAUUGUCAGAUUCUAACAAAUGCAAAAUGGGGGUUAAUUAACUCACUUAUAUUUUUUAUUCCAUUUUCAUUAAUGACUUGCAUGUAUGGUAGGAUUUUUAUGGUUGCAAAAAAGCAAGCAAAACUGAUAGAAAGCUUAGCAGAUCAAACUGGUGCUGCAGGUAAGAAUAGUAACAGAGUCAGAAAGCGAGAGAGGAAGGCUGCAACAACUUUAGGCAUAGCAAUGCUAGCAUUUGUUGCAUGCUUGUUGCCAUAUUUCAUAAUAAGUGUUAUUGAUGGAUUCCACAAUAUUAUCAUUCCACCAUUUGUUUAUGAUAUUAUUAUUGGAAUUUAUUAUUUUAACUCUGCACUGAAUCCACUGAUAUAUGCAAUUUUUUAUCCAUGGUUUCGAAAAUCAAUUAAGCUAAUUGUAGCCUGUAAAAUUUUCACUUCUGAUUUUAUCACAAUAAAUGUAUUUAAACAAUAG
Messenger RNA from Protopterus annectens (West African lungfish), 1032 nucleotides. Its product is annotated as trace amine-associated receptor 9-like. The transcript has a single exon. Bases 1 to 1032 code for a protein of 343 amino acids. Gene Ontology annotation, molecular function: trace-amine receptor activity. Gene Ontology annotation, cellular component: membrane. Gene Ontology annotation, biological process: G protein-coupled receptor signaling pathway. Lineage: Eukaryota; Metazoa; Chordata; Ceratodontiformes; Protopteridae. The record is from RefSeq and is a predicted model, not a curated record.